Molecule: messenger RNA, 4070 nt
Organism: Orcinus orca (killer whale)
Lineage: Eukaryota; Metazoa; Chordata; Mammalia; Artiodactyla; Delphinidae
Gene: IL17RA
Product: interleukin 17 receptor A
Exons: 12
Coding region: 31-2943 (970 amino acids)
Molecular function (GO): interleukin-17 receptor activity
Source: RefSeq, a predicted model, not a curated record
GAGUUUUACAGCCUGACGGUAAGAGCAGGGAUGAAAUACGGUAGCGAGCUGAGCUGGAGCGCAGGAAACGCUUGCCCGGGAUUCGCGGCGCCGGCGGGGCUGAAGGAGCGCGGGGAGGAGCGCGGGGAGGAGCGCGGACCUGGGACGCACGUCGGGGCGGGACCCGCGGAAGGACUGUCCUGGCCCGAGCUCUCCUCUCUGCGCUUCCCGCCCGGGGCAGGUCUGGAAGCCGGAAGCGGCCGUGUGGGAGCUAACUCGGGACUCAGCCGAGGUGAAGCCAGGGGCGCGCCCUCGCUGUGCCCCCAGCCCGGGCACGAGCCCUCCGCGAAGGCCAGCGCCAUGGGGGCUCCGCGCCGCCGGCCGCGCGCGUCCCGGGGGCCCCCGCCGGUGCCGUCGCUCCUGCUUCUCCUCCUGCUCCUGUGCGGCCCGGGCCUGGGUCGCGCCUCCCUGAGGCUCUUGGACCACCCGGCGCCCGUGUGCACCCAGCAGGGGCUGAACUGCACAGUCAAGAACAGUACCUGCCUGGACGACACCUGGAUCCACCCUCGAAGCCUGACCCCCUCGCCCCCCAAAGACGUGCAGACCCAGCUGCGCUUUGUCCACACGCAGCAAGGACAUCUGCUCCCCGUGGCUCACGUCGAGUGGACGCUUCAGACAGACGCCAGCAUCCUCUACCUGGAGGGAGCGGAAUUGUCUGUCUUGCAGCUGAACACCAACGAACGUCUGUGUGUCAAGUUUGAGUUUCUGUCCACACUGAAGCAUCAUCACAAGCGGUGGCGUUUUGCCUUCAGCCACUUCGUGGUGGAACCCGGCCAGCAGUACGAGGUGACCGUCCACCACCUGCCUAAGCCCAUCCCUGACGGGGACCCAAACCACCAGUCCAGAAACUUCCUGGUGCCCGACUGCGAGGACCCCAGGAUGAAGAUGACCACGCCCUGCGUGAGCUCAGGCAGCCUGUGGGACCCCAACAUCACUGUGGAGAUCCUCGAGGCCCACCAGCUGCAGCUGAGCUUCACGCCAUGGAACGAGUCCACCAAAUACCAGAUCCUGCUGGACAGCUUUCUGCCCGCGGAGAACCGCAGCUGCCUCCGGCGCGUCGUGGAUCUGGACGUGCUUCUCUCCCUGGGGCCUCCUGGGGGCGCAUCCCAGCAGAGGCCAGGGCCUCACUGCCCCUCUGCCCUGCAGCCUGCACAGGAGGCCACCCGGCAGUGCUGCAACGUCACACUCACCCUGCCAGACUUCAGCUGGUGCUGCCGUCACCACGUGCAGAUCCAGCCCUUCUUCAGCAGCUGCCUCAACGACUGCCUCCGACACUCGGUGGCCGUGCCCUGCCCAGGGGUCCCACACACCCCAGACCACAUGCCCCUGUGGGUGUCCAGGUGCAUCCCCGGCCUCUCCAUCCUGUUCGUGGGUUCCGUCAUCCUGCUGACCGUCUGCCUGGCCUGGCGGUUACCGGGGUCCCGUCACGGAAAAUGUGAAAACGGCAGCAGAUGCACAGACGUCCUGCCCGCUGCCACCAGCCUGAGCCCCCCACCCCUGAAGCCCAGGAAGGUCUGGAUCGUCUACUCGGCUGACCACCCCCUCUACGUGGACGUGGUCCUGAAGUUCGCCCAGUUCCUGCUCACCGUGUGCGGCACCGAAGUGGCCCUCGACCUGCUGGAGGAGCAGGCCAUCUCGGAGGCGGGGGUCAUGACCUGGGUGGGCCGCCGGAAGCAGGAGGUGGUGGAGGGCAACUCCAAGAUCAUCGUCCUGUGCUCCCGAGGCACCCGGGCCAAGUGGCAGGCCAUCCUCGGCUGGGAGGACGCCGCCGUCCAGCUUCGCUGUGACCGCGGGAAGCCCGCGGGGGACCUGUUCACGGCGGCCAUGAACAUGAUCCUGCCGGACUUCAAGAGGCCGGCCUGCUUCGGCACCUACAUCGUCUGCUACUUCAGCGACAUCAGCUGCGAGGCUGACAUCCCCGAGCUCUUCAACAUCACCUCCUGCUACGCGCUCAUGGACAAGUUUGAGGAGGUCUACUUCCGCAUCCAGGACCUGGAGAUGUUCGGGCCGGGCCGCAUGCACCGCGUCGGGGCGCUCACGGCCCAGAACUACCUGCAGAGCCCCAGCGGCCAGCAGCUCCGCGAGGCCGUGCAGCGCUUCCGCCGCUGGCAGGCCCAGCGCCCCGACUGGUUCAAGCUCGAGAACCUCUGCCCGGCAGACGACCAGGACCUCCCGUCCCUGGACGAGGAGGCCUUCGAGGAGCCGCCGCCGGGAGGAGGGAUCGUCCGGCAGGAGCCGCUGGUGCUGGAACCCGCCUCCCAGGGCAGCCUGCUGGUGGAGCUGCUCCUUGCGGGGGAAGGAGGGGGCCCGUCGCGGCUGGAGCCCCAGCCUUGGCCCCAGGAGCAGCCGGCGGCCCAGACGCUCCAGACCACGGUGGUCCCGGUGGACGGGGCCCCUCCGGCGCAGGCGGUGGAGCCCAUCCUUCGGGCCGUCAGGAGCGGUGCCGCCAGCCGGCUGGCCCUGGCUGGGGGAGACGAGGCCUGCCCGCUUCUGGGCGGCUGGGGCCCGGGGCGGAACAGCAUCCUCUUCCUCCCCAUGCACCCCGAGGACCCGCCCGUCCGCAGCAGCCCCACGGGGCAGCCAGACGGCUCCAUGCUGCCGUCUCUGCAGCAGAGCCCGCGCUGCCAGGAUGUGCGCACGCCCCCUGGGGGGGAGCAGCGGCGGUCUGUGCAGUCCGACCAGGGCUACAUCUCCAGGAGCUCCCCGCAGCUCCCAGACGACGCCGACGGGGACCGGGGCAGGGGGCUGGGUGGGCAGCCGCUGUGUCCCGAGGGCCUGGAGAGCCUGCGGAGCCUCCAGCUCCUGCUCUUCCUCCAGGAGCUUCGCAAGAACCCUGGCCUGGAGCCCAAGGGGCCGCCGCGUGGGGCCUCCCCUGCCCAGGGUGGUGAGCACGUGUGUCCGUAGGUGUGCACGUGUGGACGUGUGUAUGCUCAUGUGUGAGAUGUGUACCUUUAAAACGUGAACAUCUUGGGGCUUCCCUGGUGGCGCAGUGGUUGAGAGCCCGCCUGCCGAUGCAGGGGACGCGGGUUCGAGCCCCAGUCCGGGAGGAUCCCACACGCCGCAGAGCGGCUGGGCCCGUGAGCCAUGGCCGCUGAGCCUGCGCAUCCGGAGCCUGUGCUCCACAACGGGAGAGGCCGCGGCAGUGAGAGGCCCGCGUACUGCAAAAAAAAAAAAAAAGUAAACAUCUUGGCUCUGUCCCCUUAACCUUUCUUCCCGUGACCGUCCCCGCGAGAACCCACAGCCUGUUCCCAGGAGCUAAUGGCGGUGUCCUUGGGUGUCCGUCAUUCGUUCCUUCAGCCUUUAUUUUGUGCCCCGCAUCGCCCUGACCAUCAGGGAGCUGCCCUUCCAGUGAGAGGGACGGGGUGGGGCGCGAGAUGCAGAGGCUGCCAGAAGCUCGCCCGGGGCCGUGCAGUCCGCAGAAGGGGUGCCUGGCCCAGGGGGAAGCUUCUGGAGGAGGACGUGUCUGAGCCGAAGGAGCAGCUCGUUUCCCGGGCUGAGGGCUGCAGGCGAGUGGGGCAGGGCCGUAACCGAGCCUGCCACGGAAGGCGGGGCAGUGGGCACAGCCUGGGGAGGCCUCGGGGCCAGGCUGGGUGCAGCUGGGGCUCCUUCACCAGGAUGAGCUGCUGCCAUCAGGAGGCUGAGGGCCAAACACACCCAGUCAUUUUCGGAAAGAGACCAGAUAGAAGUGGGUCGUGGCGCCUGACGGCAUCAGCGUGGCGUGAGCCCAGCGUGGCCUCGGUCAGCGGGAGACCUACGGCCGAGGAUUCUUUCGGGGCCGCAGGCUGGGCCCCCGGGCUGCAGCGCCCGAGCUCGGGAAGCACAGGGAGCCCCCAGCCCUGUGCACGCUGGGGUCCCCACCCUGGGAUUCAGGGUUCUCUUUGCCUGUACCUGAGUCCUGAACUGGAGCUCCAGGCUCCUGCACGGAGGAGAGGAUUCUGAAGUUCGGUGGGAAAUCAGAUACCAGGGUGUGCGCACGCGCGUGUGUGAAAGAGCUUAUCAAUGAAGGAAUGAAUAAAUUUGUUAACUCAGAA